Ilex paraguariensis (yerba mate) is the source of this 744-nucleotide messenger RNA. NCBI's taxonomy places the organism in Eukaryota, Viridiplantae, Streptophyta, Magnoliopsida, Aquifoliales, Aquifoliaceae. The record is from the annotation of a GenBank genome assembly.
CAUUAAGUCGUACACAUCUUACAAUAAUUUGUUCCAAGUUUGAAUUAUAUGAUAUAUAUAUAUAUAUAGUCUAACUCGAAAGGGAAUGUUAAGAGUAUUGGGGUAUCGUGCGUAAAUAUUACAGAGUAUAUAUGUCUUUUGUAUUAUUAUAAAUUAACUAUAAAUACAAGUGGUUUGUGAGAGGUAAGUUAAGUUUUUGACCACUCUCAGUUUCUCUCUACUUAACAUGUCUCACUAUAUUUUAUUUAUUUUAUCUACACCAUUUCUAUCAUAAAAAGUAGAGUAGAGUUAUAUUAUACUACUACUAUACAAUAGAAUUUAAGCUUUUAAAAUCAUAUGAAAAUAUUAAUCACUACAAUCACCACAAUCAUUACCUUAAAAGUAAUCAACUUAAAAAAAGCCUACAACCUCGAGCUAUGUUUUCAGCAUGACCAUGCAACAUCACGUUUUUUUGUAACAAAGUUAGUUCGAAGCCCUUUUCAUUGUUCUCUUCAGCUAUUCUGCAUCAUCCUUCAUGUUGCAUCUUUUCACAGAUUAUGUUACAAGAAGCGACAUGGCGCUCCUCAUGACCAGUUAAAAAUGGAAAUUAAUUUUUCAGAAAGUUCCAUUAAAUUAUCAUCUUCCACUCUUCCUAUCUAAUUUACAAUGAGCCCUCACCUACAAUUCCCACAGUUGUACAAGAGAAACAAGGGAUAUUUAUGGGUGGUUCUUCUAUUGAAGUUUCACAUCUGAUGAGAAAUAAUC